UCAGACGAGUGCGCGAGAGUUGUUCGAGGUUAUGGCGACUGGGAGUUAGCUUCAUCAUCCACUUAUUUAGUGAAUAACAUUCGAAGUAAAUAAAAAAUGACGUUCAUACCCAAAAUGAUAAACUGUCUAGUUGACGAAGAAGAUGAAGACAUUUACUUUGAGGAGAAUGAAGAACAUGAAAAACUCACAGAAAGAUUGAGAAAAACUCUUUAUUUUGGAAAACUCCCUGGUACUGACAGACCUUCACUGCCUUUAACAGAAAUUGCAGUCAAUUUCUUCCAAGAUGCUGCUCCACGAGGACUUGGCCGGAUUGAUAUGGAGAGUGCAGCUGCUGUUUCAAGGCAUGCCUGUAUGUCUCCCAGUGGCAUGAUGACAGGAAUGUUAUAUGUUGAACGUCUCAAGCACAAGAACCCCCAGUAUCUGCAGAAAAUUUCUUCCUCCGACCUGUUUCUGAUAUCUGUGUUGAUGGCCUCCAAAUUCAUGUAUGAUGAAGGAGUGGAUGAUGAAGUUCUUAAUGAUGAAUGGGCAGCUUCUGCCAACCUGGAACUGGAGGAUCUUAAUGAACUGGAAAGAGAUUUCCUAGCAGCAUUGGACUGGCAUUUGUUUGUGAAACCAGAGGAGUUUCAAGCAGUAGUGGCUUCAUUAGAACAGAGAAUUGCCUUAAGCCAGGGUAUAGAUCGUGGCUGGUUUUCUUACACAGAUCUUCUGGUACUUCUUGAAAACAAGAAAUGGAUGCAGAACAUCAAGCAAGUUAUUAAUGAAGUGUCUAAGGUCAUUGCAGUGUGCUCAAUCGCUUAUGUUCUGAGUGUUGCAACCGUGGCUGCUUCCACUGUCUUGGUGCUGCAUUUGAGGACUACAACACCACCAAUGAAACCAGCAUUGCCCCAAAACCACACUGCCUUCCAGACACCAGCAUCUCAGCUUUCUGGUCCCAGUCACAGUUUUCAACCAGAGGUUCCUCAAGUGAAGUUCACACACGUGUCCACCUUGGUUGAAAUACUGAUCAGAUUCUUUGGUGCAGCCUACAGUCAGUUGCACUCUCAGAGAGCACAGUCUUUGAUAAAUGAUUCUAAAAUCCCAGGUGGAGCUAAUUUUGGUGUUUGGGUUAGGGAACAAGUGACCGGUGACAACACGGAACAUGGACUUUUGAAAAAUGGUAACUGCAAGUGUAGGUGUCAGUCCCACAAACAAUGGAAGAAACAUUAUGUUGGAAGAUCACAAGGAUCUGACUGCUAUCAGAGUCAGUUAAUUGAAGCACUACCGUCCUCUCCAAGUUUGUUGACUUCUUCAUCAGAAAUGUGCUGUUGUGGCUCAUUGGCCUUUCUUGCAAUACCGAAGACAGAUGCUAUUUUUGGACACACAACAAGUACACAACCAGUUUUAGUGUUUGGUUGAGAACAAUCAUGCUCAAUUAAAUUUAGGUUUCCUAAUGGAUGCUGGAAGAAACUGCAACCUAAAGUGUUUGGUUUUUAAACUUUAUUUUUUAAAAUCAGUGACUACUGUGUCAACCAGUUAAAGAUCAAAAAAGUAAUUAUUUUUAAAUUGUAGAUCAAAAGCUGUACUUUUUUAGAUGAAGUUUGGAUUUUCAUACAAGCCAUGAUCAUUCUAAAUUUGCUGGUCAAAUAAAUGUUGAAUUUCAGCAUUUU
This is a messenger RNA of Lingula anatina, 1646 nucleotides long. Its product is annotated as protein CNPPD1. Gene Ontology annotation, biological process: regulation of cyclin-dependent protein serine/threonine kinase activity. Gene Ontology annotation, cellular component: cyclin-dependent protein kinase holoenzyme complex; nucleus. Gene Ontology annotation, molecular function: protein kinase binding; cyclin-dependent protein serine/threonine kinase regulator activity. The record is from RefSeq and is a predicted model, not a curated record. NCBI's taxonomy places the organism in Eukaryota, Metazoa, Brachiopoda, Lingulata, Lingulida, Lingulidae.